This is a messenger RNA of Lingula anatina, 322 nucleotides long. RefSeq lists its product as uncharacterized. The record is from RefSeq and is a predicted model, not a curated record. NCBI's taxonomy places the organism in Eukaryota, Metazoa, Brachiopoda, Lingulata, Lingulida, Lingulidae.
AUGGAUUUUCAGAGAAACUGGACAGAGUAUAAAAAUGGCUUCGGUGAUCCACGUGACCAGUUUUGGAUGGGAAACGAGGCUCUCCACGCGUUAACCAAUCAGGGAAACUAUUCCAUGCAGAUUGACAUGCUGUCUUGUAAUGGAAACUUCUACUAUGCCAGAUGGAACCUAUUUCGGAUUGAAAACGAAACCCAAAAGUAUGCCGUAGAAGCUAUCAGCGUAGAAUCUUUUAACACAUCUUCUAACUCUAACCUUGAUGACGUGCAUGGCAGAAGAUUUGGCACGUACGACGUCCCCAUUGGUGACUGUAGUGAGGAGAGAG